Molecule: messenger RNA, 769 nt
Organism: Cornus florida
Lineage: Eukaryota; Viridiplantae; Streptophyta; Magnoliopsida; Cornales; Cornaceae
Exons: 4
Coding region: 151-378 (75 amino acids)
Source: RefSeq, a predicted model, not a curated record
UAACGCGUUUGGGGUUCCUCUGUACAAUUGUACAUGAAACUAUUCGAAUACGCGUGAACUAAUCUGAACAGACGAUGAUGAUACAAAUAAGUCAAAUCAGAAGGUGACAAUCUAGAGAGAGAGGGGAGAGAGAGAGAAGAGGAGGGAACGAUGGGGUGCUUUGCUUGCUUCGAUGGAGGUAAGCAGCAGAGAAAGGAAGAAGAACGGAUUCAAUCUCAAGAAGCUAGGGCUAAAGCUGCUGAAGCCGCCCAAAAGAGGCAAGAGCAAUUUGAACAGUCUGCUGCAGGAAGAGCCGCACGUGCACAGAUGGCAGCUGCUGCAAAGCAAUCUGCAAACAAUAAUAAGGGUGAACCGGUUCUUAAGUGGCAGAUGGGAUGAGGUCCAGCUUUCCUUAAUUUAAAUUGCGACCCUUUAUUUUAUUUGGAAUAAUCUCAACAUUUUGGUUGUCAGCAUUUCUGAAGCAGACUGUCGAUGACUCGCACAAAUGCUUCUUUGGUGUAUGCUACUCUAGAAUGAAUUAUUAUGUAACACAAGUAGAUAAUAAAGUUGCAAAUGUUUGUAUCUCCAAUGUUUCACCUUUGCUUCUUCCUCUUCCUUCUUCUUCACCUGACCUGAUCGUUGUACAGGAGUUUGGCGUACGAGCUCUUCCCCCACCCCACAACCAUCACCAUCUCCAGCUUUGUUCUAGUCAUACAGUUAUAUGUAAAUUAUUCUAUUUUCUUCUUAUGUAAUUUUUAGUUAAUGCAAGUAAUUAUUUGAGAUGCUACAA